Molecule: messenger RNA, 1548 nt
Organism: Prorocentrum cordatum
Lineage: Eukaryota; Dinophyceae; Prorocentrales; Prorocentraceae
Source: the annotation of a GenBank genome assembly
GAACGAAACACGAAGAUAGUGUACCACAACGUGCAGUGGGCGGACUACACUCGCCUUGAGGAGAUCUCGAUGCAGACGGCCAACAUUGACGUCUACGCUGCCAUAGGGACGGGCAGGGCAGCGCGAGACGAUGACUACACGAAGUGCCAGUUGCCUAAUCACCAAUGCAUUCAGUUCGGGUGGAGAAAGGCGGCCAGCGUCAACAACUCAUGCGGACUGGCAGUACUAUUGAAUAAACGGCUCAGUGGCAGGGUUCAGAGAGUGGUAGCGCCGCCUACGACGAGUGGCAUCACAGGGCGGAUUGGCAUGAUUACAGUCACCGUGGGCACAAUAGACCUGGCGCUGUUCCCUACCUACAUCCCACCGCGGGGCAUGGCCGUCAACACCCAUAAGGGCAUCACUAGAAACAUUCUUAAGUGGACCCAGAGCGAGCUUGACAAGCUUGGGCACAACUGCCUCCCUAUCAUCUUGGGUGACUACAACUGCGCCUUUGGAAUGCGACGAGAUACGACAGGAAGAAAAUACAUAGAGGCCACCGAGUCCAUCGGUAUUGAGGAGCCCGCCCUAGAGAACAUUACCAGCUCGCAGAUGCGAGACUUUCUGGAUGACGACCACUUGGCGAUCACGGACACCUUUAGACGGACGGGGCCCACUUACUACGGAGGCGCCCGCACAAGCAAGAUAGACCACGUAGCCCUGCCAGCGACUGCCUUGUGCAGGGUCCGUCAAACCAACCCCUUGCUUGGCUUGGCGAGACGACUGCAGCUACACGUCUCCGCGCACUUGGCCGACCACGUGCCGAUGUGCAUGAACUUGGAUGUGCGCAUCGCCAAGACUCACAUCAGCAAGCUCGCGCCACAUGCCAACCGCGACUUGAUGAUGAUCGUAUAUACACGGGGCUACAAGCGCCUGGAGAUCUCAAAAAAAGUUGAGGAGACGACUCAGCAGAUAGACGAGACGGAGUGGCGACAAGCAUGGGGCCAAGGCAACGUGCAAAAGUGGUGGGACAUGGUUUCUAACAACAUUCUUGAAGCUAUGCAGGAGACGUUUCCCAAGCAUGAACAGGACAUCACAGGAUACGACGAGAUGCGACAGCAACGGAUGCACCUGCUUGAGAAGCGAUCCCAACUCCGAGCUGCCACGCAUCACAGCGGCAUCAAAAGCUACAGAGGCGAUGGCUACACUGAGUUCGAUGAGAUAGAAGAACAGCUCAAGGCCCUUUCACGGAAGUUGCAGGUGCUUCGGCGGCGGCAGAAGACGGAGAAGACAGAGAAGCUGGUGGGUCAGAUCGGAGCAGCAUGGAAACACCACCGUCAUGCCGAACUACACCGCCUCAGAGUCGCACUAGCCAACGCAGGGCGCGGACCGAAGAAGCGCAACCUGUGCGCGCCGCGCACAGGGAUGCCAGUAUCACAGUGGGACCACGGACUGAGCCGACCGCCGCAGUUGGGGGGAACGCAUUGCGAGAAGAUCGAUUGGCAGGAGUGGAUCGCUGACCGCACCUUCAUGCCGCAUAUUCGCGAGAACAGAUUCGCCAGGAUCGGGCAG